This is a messenger RNA of Tupaia belangeri chinensis (Chinese tree shrew), 1314 nucleotides long. RefSeq names its product RIB43A domain with coiled-coils 1 (gene RIBC1). Lineage: Eukaryota; Metazoa; Chordata; Mammalia; Scandentia; Tupaiidae. The record is from RefSeq and is a predicted model, not a curated record. The coding region runs from base 8 to 1147 and encodes 379 amino acids. The transcript has 6 exons.
GUUCCAGAUGUAUAACAUAGGACUGCCAUCAGAUCUCAAAGAGAUGGCAGCCAUUGAGGCUAGAAGAAAUCGAGAAAAGGAGCGACAGAGCCGAUUCUUCAAUGUGCGGAACCGAGUCAUGGGGGUGGAUGUUGAAGCCCUGAACAACCAAGUGAAAGAGCAAAAGCUUCAGGAGGCAGCCGAGCGAAGCAAGGAGGCAGCCUAUGGUAUCUAUCAGAUGCAGUAUGAUCUGGUAGCCCAGAUGUUAGAGAAGGAACAGGCAGAACAGAGUCGUGGGCUGGCCAAGAAGGUCCAGGAAUUUCGGGAACAGAAGCAGCAGCUCAAAAGCAGCUAUGAAUUUGACCUUGGUAAUCCAGUCCAACUCUGGAAUGAGUUUCCAGCCCAUUUACGUGACAGUGAUCCCUACUAUGGCCCAGCUAGCCUGCAGUGCUUCUCUGGGGAAGACUUGGACAGAGCCAUGUGCCUGAGAAUGCAGCAGGAGCAGUUUAAGUACAACCUGGAGAAGCAGCUGGAGGAGAAACAGCAAGCCAGAGCAGAUGAGAAGUAUGCAGAUAUGCUUAGUGACCAGCUAUGUCUAGCUGCAGACAUGCGGACCAGCCAGCUGGCCAAGAUGGAGGAGUUCUCCCGCAUAGCCACGAUGACUGCCAUGGCCAACAUCAACAAAGCCCAGGCAGCCGAGGGGACUGAAUGGCAGCACUAUGAGCAUCAGCGCGAACAGAAGGCCAACCUCACAGAGAUCCAGAACCAGAUCACUAGUGACCUACUGACUGAGAACCCACAGGCUGCCCAACACUCUAUGGUUCCCAACCGAGUCCUGCCCUAUUGCUGGAAAGGCAUGACUCCAGAGCAGCGAGUUGCCAUCAGGAAAGUUCAGGAGGCACAAUGCCAUGAGAAGGAGGCACAGCGCCAAGCCGAACAGGCAUUGAGUGCCGAAUGGGACAGCCAGACCACACGCAUAACCCAGGCAGCACUGGAGCUAGAAGAACAGGAAAGAAAACUGUGUGCUGAAUUUCAGAGAGGACUGGGCUCCUUCAACCAGCAGCUUGCUAAGGAGCAAAAAUUCCAGCAGAAUUAUCUGAAUUCAGUAAUCUACACCAACAAACCUACAGCCCAUUAUCACCUUCAGUUUAACACCAGCAGCCGCUGAGCCCAGGAUGUUCAUCUCUCUCUUCUCCUGUCAAGCUCAUAGAUGGCUGGGAGUCAAAGAGGAAAAUGCUUCAAACCUUCAACUCCAACCCAUUCCCCACUGGGAGAGAUCUGAGAUAGUACCUCCACCUCCUACUUUGGAAAUAAAGUUGUUCCAAAUCAAGGCCA